AUGGCCAGAGGAGUACUUGUGAAAUCGCGCUCGCCACCUCAAGCGCCGGGCAUUUCCCAGCCGCUUCUGGAAUAUACAGAUGCCCUGCCUAGGAACGACACUCGGGAAAUCCAGCCUGGUAUCAGUUACAGCCGUCCAAUACAUCAAGUCGUUAAAGUCGGACAGCAUCCUGCGGUGUCCAGGGGCCGUGAUUUCGGAGAAAACCCAGAACCCCAGGCUCGCGAGUUUGAUUUCCGGGUCACCAGCCCACCAAUCGAAGCUACGACGUCGGACACGCACCUUGGAGUGGAUGAGUCUAUGAUUGGUAUUGCCCUGGGUAGCCCUCGUUUGUUGGAACAACAUAACAUUGCACCCCAAGUACAACGAAUGCCACCACCCACACCACCUGAGGACGAACGGCCCAAAUCGCCACUGCAACGGAAGCCGAGCAAAUGGAAAAAGAUUGGGGGCCUGUUCAGGGCAAAGAACGCAGUCGCCCCUAAUGCCACUAAGCCGUUUUACCAGAUCCACGCUACGAAUGAGGGGCCGGUGCAGGAGUCUACGCAUUCGGUAGACUACAAGUCUCGACGGAGAGCAGGUACCAGGACCGCGCCGAUUGAGAAUACAGAAGUGUGGCCGUGUCUUGCCUCGGAGAACGAAGCUACAGCCCACCAACAAGCGUCCAAGCCGAAUCCUGGAUCUUUCCUUCAGGUCGAGAUCCCUCAGGUUGAAAUGGAAAGGUAUAGCGUCAUGUUUGGUGGCCUUCUAAACAACGAACGGCCUUCACUGUUGGCUAGGCGAAGCAAGACACUGGAUAAUCUGACCAUUCCUGGCAAAGAGUCACCAUCUCCUUUGGGUCCACCACGGCGACGAGCCACUUCCCCGGCAAUAUCCCCUAGUUUCAACCUCUUUCCAACGAUGCCAGCCAGCAAGGCUGCAAAGGUUCUCGGGACACAAAACUUAUCACGGGUCUCAAAUCAGUCACAAGCAUUGACGUCUUCUCAAACCAAAUCUCAGGAGACACUCCCCGAGCCGAACAAGCUCUCACUGGACAGUCGUCCAAAAGCCCUAUCAUCCCACCGUCCCCAGGCCUCCGUCACAUCCUUUCUCUCUGCAACCUCGAUAGGCUCUGAUGACGAACCACUUCUCAUCCACAAAGUCGAACCGGUCCGCACAUAUGCCGGCAUGAAGGAGCCUUUCUGGAGCGUAUCACGCCACAGUCCUGCGCCGGUGGCAAUAACAGUGCCACCCUCCGAUUUCCCGAUGAAGGCCAAAAACCUCACCAUCAACACGCGAGAGCUUCACUCACGCUCAGACUCGAAUAGCUUCAGCUCAGUAGAAACAUACCCAUACACACCGACGGCGACAUCGGCAUCCUCGCCCAUCCUCUCACCACUGAGCAUAGCAUCUCCGGCCAGGGGUCAAACCGAAGCCAUAACCACGACAGUACCCACCUUUCCUCCACCACGAACAACAUCCCGAGCUGGCCACAAUGGAGCACCAUUACCAACCAUCGAAGUCUCCAUCGCGCGCUCCGUCUCUGUUUCAAAGGGCAAAGGGCAGGUUCUGGUCCCCGUCAGAACGAGGGCUCCUCAGCUAAACUCGAGCAAUGAGAGGCUUGUUGUGAGACAAGCUAAGACGCCCAUGGUUACUGGCCCAGCUUACGGUCAUCGGCCCGGUCUUUCCCAAGAUGUGCGUAUCGAGACAGUGUAG
Messenger RNA from Aspergillus mulundensis, 1692 nucleotides. RefSeq lists its product as uncharacterized. The record is from RefSeq and is a predicted model, not a curated record. Bases 1 to 1692 code for a protein of 563 amino acids. NCBI's taxonomy places the organism in Eukaryota, Fungi, Ascomycota, Eurotiomycetes, Eurotiales, Aspergillaceae. The transcript is spliced from 2 exons.